UCAAAGCAGUGUUUGUGAGACCCCUCACUGUUGCAAGUGCUCAGUCAUUCUAGCAAUGCAGAAGUCUAGUAUGUACGUGAACCCCUUGGCGCUCAUAUUCUCCGCUGCGCGCAGCUCCUUCACAGUGGAAAACUGAUAUACAGACCUACACUUUUUUAAAGUAGGAAACUUUAUAAAGCUAUCUGGGAAGGCUACAUACUAAAAGCAUUGGAUGUCAAAUUUGACAAAUUUAACCAUAAAGAUGUGUUCCUUUGCGGAUUGCCUCUCUAGGUGGCUAGUUGCGGUUUUGAUGCUCUUGGUCAUACUUUUACCAGCUCAAGCGGGAAAGUGCCCAAAGUUCUGCAUCUGCGACAACUCCCAACUCACCAUGGCCUGUAUCGGCAAGAAUCUGACUCAGGUUCCCCCCACGAUAGAUGAGAUUACAGUGAAACUGGACCUGAGUAAAAACGAUAUCCAGGUGCUGCCGACCCAUGCGUUCCUGCACAUCCCGCACCUCACGCACCUCACCCUGCAGCGGUGUAACAUCAGGGCGGUGCGUGAGGGGGCCUUCCGCACCCUGGGGCGCCUGGUCUCCCUCAACCUGGCCAACAACAACAUCGAGAUCCUUUACCAGGAGUCUUUUGACGGCCUGUCAUCCCUAAAGCAGCUGACGUUGGACCAUAACCGUGUUGAGGAGAUCCAGCCAGGGGCCUUCACUCAGCUGGGCUUCCUCAACAUGCUGUCCCUCACACAUAACCAGCUGGUGUACAUCCCCAACAUGGCCUUCCGGGGCCUGCACAACAUCAAGUGGCUGCGUCUCAGUCGCAACUCCCUCAACAACCUGGCCAUGGAGGCCUUCGCUGGCCUCUUCACCCUCACACGCCUCAGCCUCGACCACAAUGAGCUGCAGUUCUUCCCCACACAGACUAUGACCCGACUGGCUCAAGUCACCCGCCUGGACCUGAGCUACAACCUCAUGACCUACCUGGGUGAGGAUACUGUCUCCAUGCCGAAGCUCACCCACCUCUACCUGGACCACAUGUCUCUCCAGGACCUCUCAGACACAGCCAUGUCCCAGGCCCCCCUUCUCUCCCACCUGGACCUCAGCCACAACCAGCUGCGCUACCUGGAGCCCCUCUCUGGCCCCAUGGAGCUAGCACGCCUCAACCUAACAGGAAACCCCAUCCACUGCAACUGCUAUCUGAGGCCCCUGAAGGAGUGGGCCAAGAAAGGGAAGGUGAAGUUGAUGGGGGUCUGCGCGGGUCCCCCUCACCUCUCUGACGAGCCUCUGGAGGCAGUGGGGCCUAUGGAGCUGCGCUGCCGGAGCAGGGAGGACAUGAUAAAGGAGGAGUUUGAAGAGCAGGAAGAGAGCAGGGAGCGUGCACUGCCCACAGCCAAGCCUAAGAAGAAGAGCAAGUGUCCAGAUAACUGUGACUGCGAUGUGAAGGCUCAGCACGCCACAUGUGAGAACCGUGGUCACACCAAAGUCCCCUACGGCUUCCCCUCUAAUACCCAGCUCCUGGACCUGCGCAGCAACCACUUCCAUUACGUCCCUAGCAACAGUUUCCCCGGCACAGACCAGGUGGUCUCUCUGCAUCUGGAGCACUGCAAGGUCCGUGAGAUCGAAGGCAGUGCCUUCCGGGGCAUGAAGGGACUGGUGUACCUCUACCUGUCUGACAAUGACCUCACCUCCCUGGGCUCAGGGACUUUCACUGGGGCUCCUGAGCUCACCUACCUCCACCUGGAAGGGAACCAGCUGGCCAUGUUCCCUGGAGCUGCCCUGGCCCCCCUGCCCAGCCUGCUUGUGCUCCACCUGGAGCGGAACACUAUCGGUAAGCUGGAGCGGACAGGCCAGCUCUCCUCAGUCCCCAAGCUGAGAGGACUCUACCUGACCAAUAACACCAUAGCCACUAUAGCCCCCGGCGCUCUCAACUCCGCCCACCUAGAUACUCUUCACCUGGGGUCCAAUCAGCUUGCUGAGGUGCCUACCGACGGGCUGUCCAAGGUCUCCAGUUUGACCGAGCUCUACCUCUCUGGAAAUUCCAUUCGCUGGGUCGGACCAAAGGCGUUCCUUCCUGUGUCCAAGAGCCUGAAGCAGCUGUAUAUGGAUGACAUGGGUCUGGAGAAGAUGUCCAGAGACUCCCUGGCGGGGCUGGGCUCUGGGCUGACCACUCUGUCUCUGGGGGGGAACCAGCUGGAGGAGCUGCCUGACCUGAGCCCACUCACUGGGCUGGAGGUCAUCAACCUGGCCCACAACCCCCUGCUAUGUGAUUGCACCCUGCUGCCACUCCGCAGGUGGAUGGAGAAUGUGAGUCUGAAGAUGACAGCCACCUGUGGUCACCCUCCUGAGUUCCGGGGCCAAAGUGUAAAGGAUGUCCAUGUCUUUAAGAGCUGUCCAGGGGAGAGUGCUUCUCCUGGCAAGACCUUCAAAGGAUUCAAGGACACAAAAUCAAUAAAACCCAAACCCACUCUCCUCAAGGUGACCAUGGCAAAAGCCAAGCCAGGAAAGGCUAAACCCAUGCCAACCAAGCCCAAAGCCAAGCCUCUGAAGAACCCUAAGGCACCAGCAUCACAAAAAAACAAGACUGUAAUAAAAAGUAGGAAAUCAGUGAUGUAAAUGGCUGUAAGUCUACUGCUUGGACAGAACUCUAUAUGCACCAAACGGACAAGUGCUAUUUCAUCUUACCUCACUGAAUGUAAUUUGAGCAUGCAGAAAUGUGUUUUUUAAAUGUUAUUUUUGAGUCUGCAAGUUCAUUUUCUGAUUGAUUUUCAGUCUAUUUUAGAAUCUUAUGAAGUCCGGGUUUCGGAAGAGUUGGGAUUCAAGAGACUCAAAGCCCUAUUUGCAGUACCAUAUAUAUCCACCAAGUGUCACGUGACACAAUAACAUUUUUCUGCUCUAGUUCGACCAACUUUUCUAUUACACAUACAAUGUUAUGUUUCAUAUAUAUUUCAUAUAUACCCUUUGUGCAAAUGAAGAACAAGGCUGAAUAUAUGUAACAUAAGGUUGCUUCAUUUUCAGCUGUUACAUAACCCUUAGAUGCAUGUAAAUCAAUGCACAAUGGCUUCUUGCUCAUUAAAUCUCCUACAACACUAAA
Salvelinus sp. IW2-2015 is the source of this 3074-nucleotide messenger RNA. Its product is annotated as chondroadherin-like protein. Lineage: Eukaryota; Metazoa; Chordata; Actinopteri; Salmoniformes; Salmonidae. Gene Ontology annotation, cellular component: membrane; extracellular matrix. Gene Ontology annotation, molecular function: transmembrane signaling receptor activity; protein binding. The record is from RefSeq and is a predicted model, not a curated record. Gene Ontology annotation, biological process: immune response; toll-like receptor signaling pathway.